AUGAAAAUUUUUUUGAGUAAUAAAUUUUUACUCUUCAUUUUUUUUCUUUAUUUUAGCACCGUUGUGAAAGGUGCAGACCAAAUAGUCGAUGAAAUAACUUACAAUGAACAAAUUUGUCAUGAAAAAGUAGAUCUUUAUUUAUUAAUGGAUGGAUCUGGAAGUAUAGGAUAUUAUAAUUGGGUUACUUAUGCAGUACCAUUAGUUGAGGAAAUAGUACAAAACUUAAAUAUUUCAAAACAAGGAAUUCAUCUUUAUCUCUCCGUUUUUACUCAUAUUUUAAAAGAAUAUAUUCCGUUAAAUAGUAUCUUUUCUACUAACAGAGAUUUUGCAUUAAAUGUAAUAAGGAGCUUAAGGACUAAAUAUUCUCAGAAUGGCUCAACAAAUUUAACUCUUGCCUUAAGUAGAGUAUUGAAAAAUUAUUUUUUAACUAAAGGAAGAAGAGAAGAUGCAGUUCAAUUAGUUAUAAUUUUUACAGACGGAUCUCCAGACAAUAAAGAGUCGGCUAUGAAAGAAGUAAAUAAAUUAAAAAAAAUGAAAGCCAAAUUUGCAGUAAUUGGUGUUGGUAUGGGUAUUAAUAAGGAAUUCAACAAAUCAUUAGUUGGUUGUCCUCUUAAGGAAAAAAAAUGUGAUCUCUAUUCAGAAGCCUCUUGGAAUGAAGUGCAAAAUGUCAUAGCUCCUUUUUUGAAAGAAGUUUGCAUCGAAGUAGAAAAAGUUGCGCAUUGUGGAUCUUGGGGUGAAUGGUCACCUUGCAGUGUUACUUGUGGAGAAGGAGUAAGAACAAGAAGAAGAGAAGUUUUACACAAAGGAUGUACUGACCAUAUGACUGUCCUUUGUGAGAAACCAAAUUGUCCUGAAAUAGUUAAACCCAAUAUUACAGAUGUUCCAGACGUUCCAGAUGAAGAGCCAGAACCUAUUCCAGAAGAAAAAAAACCAGAACCUGUUCCAGAAGAAAAGAAACCUGAAUCUGCUCCAGAAGAAAAAAAUCCCGAAUCCGUCCCAGAAGAAAAAAAACCCGAAUCCGUUCCAGAAGAAAAAGAACCCGAAUCCGUUCCAGAAGAAAAAGAACCCGAAUCUGUUCCAGAAGAAAAAGAACCCGAAUCUGCUCCAGAAGAAAAAAAACCUGAAUCCGAUCCAGAGGAAAAAAAACUAGAACCUAUUCCAGAAGAAAAAAAAAUAGAACCUAUUCCAGAAGAAGAAAAACUAGAACCUAUUCCAGAAGAAAAAAAACCUGAAUCUGUUACAGAAGAUAGAGAAUCAGAACCUGUUCCAGAUGGAGAAGCAGAAAAUGUUCCACAGAACAUCCCAGAUGAUGAACAAGAAGAAAAAAUUUCAGGGGAUAUUCCAAAUGAUGAAGAAUUAAUUCCAAAAAAUGAACCAGAAGAUAUCAAGAGAAAUGAAUAUGACACAACACCAAAUAUAAUUCCCCCAAAAGAUACAUAUAAUGACAAUGAGAUUACUAAUCCUAUUUCAGAAGAAGAUAACGAAAAUAAAACAAAAGUUGAAGAUAGAGUACCAAGACCACAUAAUACAGAUUCUGAAUAUAUACCUCCGAAAAGGGAUAAUCAUAAAGAUGAACCUUCCAGAAGAAAAAGAGAAAAUGAGGGGACACAAGGAAAAACCAAGAAAACAUCAUUAAAUGAUAACAAAUAUAAAAUUGCUGGAGGUAUAAUUGGAGGAUUAGCCUUACUUGGAUGUGCUGGAUUUGCUUAUAAAUUCUUAACGCAAACUCCAACUCCUCCCAUAACAUCUGAAGCAGCACCUUUUGAUGAUGUACUUGCUGAAGGUGAAAAAGAUAUAGAAGAAAAUGAACAAUUCAAAUUACCAGAAGAUAAUGAUUGGAAUUAA
Plasmodium gallinaceum is the source of this 1845-nucleotide messenger RNA. RefSeq names its product thrombospondin-related anonymous protein, putative (gene TRAP). The record is from RefSeq and is a predicted model, not a curated record. The transcript has a single exon. Lineage: Eukaryota; Apicomplexa; Aconoidasida; Haemosporida; Plasmodiidae. The coding region runs from base 1 to 1845 and encodes 614 amino acids.